Messenger RNA from Musca vetustissima, 1608 nucleotides. Its product is annotated as lysophosphatidylcholine acyltransferase-like. The coding region runs from base 1 to 1608 and encodes 535 amino acids. The transcript has 10 exons. NCBI's taxonomy places the organism in Eukaryota, Metazoa, Arthropoda, Insecta, Diptera, Muscidae. The record is from RefSeq and is a predicted model, not a curated record. Gene Ontology annotation, molecular function: calcium ion binding.
AUGACAACAUCCACCAUUAAACGGAGACGUUCUCCAUCGGCCCAUAGCCCACCACACGAUGAUAGUACUACCGACACAGUAGCGGCUACACCUGUUGCCGGUGCUGCCAUCAUUGCCAAAAAUGAUUCCGAAGAAUCUGAAUCUCUGGAUUGGACAGAAAAUAAUUAUAUAAAUCCAUUUAUACAUCGUUUGAAUAUCGAGAAUCGUGCCGAUUUAGCCAAGAUUUAUAUUCUCACUGCCCUCUUGGUACCCCUUCGCGUUGUGGGCUGUGUACUUUCACUGGUCUCCGCCUGGAUGUUUGCCUGCAUUGGCUUGUAUGGCACCACAGUCGAGGAGAUAAAUAAACGUCCGCUAUCCGGUUGGCGCAGAAACAUUCAGACCUUGGUGGCCUCGGCUAUGCGCAUGCUUUAUGCCGCCGGCUCAUUUCACUAUGUCACAUUCAAAGGUCAAAGAGCAUCACCCAAGGAAGCACCCAUUUUGGUAGUGGCACCACAUUCAUCAUAUGUGGAUUCAAUUGUUGUGGUCACAACCGGGCCACCGGCCAUUGUGGCGAAACGUGAAACAGCUGAUAUUCCAUUGUUGGGCAAAAUCAUCAAUUAUGCCCAACCCAUCUAUGUACAACGUGAAGAUCCUAAUUCACGACAAAAUACCAUUCGCGAAAUUGUCGAGCGGGCUCGAUCUGGUGAAGAUUGGCCACAGGUGGUCAUUUUUGCCGAGGGUACAUGUACCAAUCGUAAGGCUUUGAUUAAAUUUAAGGGUGGUGCUUUCUAUCCCGGCGUGCCGGUACAACCCGUCUUGCUACGCUAUCCCAAUAAAUAUGAUACAUUCACCUGGACCUGGGAUGGACCGGGAGUAUUAAAACUUCUUUGGUUGACCAUGGCCAGUUUUUAUAGUCGCUGUGAAAUUGAAUUUCUGCCCGUCUAUCAUCCAUCCGAGGAAGAGAAGGCCAAUCCCAAUUUAUAUGCUAAAAAUGUGCGAGAAGUUAUGGCCAAAGCAUUGGGUGUCCCCACCUCAGAAUAUUCCUUUGAAGAUGUUAUUGUUAUGACCAGGGCACGUGACUUGAAAAUCCCCCUGUCUGGUGAUAUUGUUGAAAUUGAAAGAUGUUUAGAUAAAUUGAACCUUAUUAGUGCCACCCCAAUCUCGGAAUUAACCACAAAAUUCUCAAGCAUACCAAAUCGUGAUAAACUAGAUUUCUUGACAUUCUCAGAGCUAUUAGAAGUUAAUAUUAAAAAUCCACAUUUACAUCGUUUGUUCUCAGUAUUGGAUUAUCGUCAUGCGGGUACGGUUAGUUUGAAGAAUCUGUUAUUGUGUGCCCAUUUCUGUAAGAUGAGUAACGCCGAAACCAUUGAGUAUUUAAAAGCUAUAACAAAUAUUUACACAGAAGAACGUGAUCAAAUAACACGACCGGAAUUAGCCAAAAUUCUUAAACAUGCCAACCUCAGCAAAUUUACCACAGAAAAAAUUGAUGCUCUCUAUGUGUCAAUUGAUGUUACAAAUCGAGGCAAAAUCACAUUUGAUGAAUUUGAGAGAUAUGUUCGUGACAAAUCCGAAUUCAAGUCGUUGUUUAAGAAACACGAUCACGUUCGAAGGAAACUGGCCAGCAAAUAG